GCGGCCAAUGCCUUUUAGCACCUUUAACAGAAGAAGAGGAACGUCCUCUGUGUAGCGAUUUCAAACAUGGGCUCAAGAGUAACACGCCUGAUCAGAAACUUUAAUCUAGAGAACCGAGCUCAACGAGAAAUAAGCAAAACAAAACCUACAGCAGCACCUCGACAUCCAUCCAGCAGAAGUCCAGGAGAAGAGCUCCCGGGAGAGGUUCACCUGAAGAAUGAUCCACUGCUGUCGAUGCUCAAGGACGUUUAUGUGGAGUCUAAAGAUCCAGAUCCUCAGGCUGAAGCAGGUCCCGAGGUUAAGAAGGUCGAGGAGGACACGCCGCGCAGGGCACUAAAGUACAGUCUGCCGGGAGACCCCUAUGGUUUCUGUGAUGUCACUGAUGUUCCCAAAGGCAGACUGUCGCUUGUGGAAGCUUUAACUGCCCUGAACAAUCACAAACGCCUCCCUAAGACAUGGACUCCAGAGAAGCUGGCACAGGAGUACUCUCUGGACCCGAAAGAUGCCAAAGCACUGACUGAAUUCUUUUUCCCCUUUGACAUCAAAAUCAUUCCACCAAAAACAGAGGAGACUCAACAGAUCAAGGAUUCUUAGCACAUAUGAACACUGUCGCAUACAGACUCGAGCCGUCUCUGAAACACGCACAGUAUCUAUCUAAAUAAAUGUUUUGACAUGUUGCUUGUAGUGUGUUUGUAUUGUUUGUUUUUGAAGAGCCUGUCAUAAUUAUUUAUUCAUUUGUUGUCUCGUUUAAAGCAUGGCAUAUGUAUUUUAGUAAUAACUAAGCUAAGGUAAUGUAAACAUUACUGGACUGGAAAUCUUAUGUCAGCCAGAUCAAUUUCUAAUGUAAAACAUCAGUACGGAUUAUAAUUUUUAAUAUGAAGAAACUGGCUCAGAAAUGCAUUAUGUUUAUGUGAACACUGCAGGUUGCAUCUGUUUUCACUGACAAUAAAUCACUUGCCCCAUG
Molecule: messenger RNA, 964 nt
Organism: Carassius auratus (goldfish)
Lineage: Eukaryota; Metazoa; Chordata; Actinopteri; Cypriniformes; Cyprinidae
Gene: ndufaf4
Product: NADH:ubiquinone oxidoreductase complex assembly factor 4
Exons: 3
Coding region: 67-594 (175 amino acids)
Biological process (GO): mitochondrial respiratory chain complex I assembly
Cellular component (GO): mitochondrion
Source: RefSeq, a predicted model, not a curated record